Rotaria sordida is the source of this 749-nucleotide messenger RNA. Lineage: Eukaryota; Metazoa; Rotifera; Eurotatoria; Philodinida; Philodinidae. The record is from the annotation of a GenBank genome assembly.
AAAUUUGUAUUCAAUCAAAUGUACCAUCGAAUUUCUCAAAAAUACUUGAAGCUGAACAUUUACAAAAUUUUUCAAACUUUCGUCGUCAUUUCUAUCAUAUUAAUCAUCAAAGAAUAAAAUUUUCUCUUCAAGAUUAUCCUAAUAUUAAUAUUACUAAUAUUCGUCUUGCACCAGUAAAUCAAUCUGUUCAAAAUGAUUUUAUGAAAAGACUAAACAAAAAUACUUCUUGCUUUCCACAUUUAGUUUAUCAUGGUACAAGAUUAAAAAAUAUCGAAAGUAUUCUUCAGUAUGGCUUUUUGAUACCAAAUCGAGCACAUCCAUCUAAUAGUGAAGCACCUAUUAUUGUUUCAGAACAUGGUCGAGCUUUUGGUACUGGAAUUUAUUCAAGUUAUUCAGCUGCUUAUUCAUUAUUAUAUAUUAAUGCUACUAAUACUUUUUUAGCAUGUGCAGCAAUACCAAAACGUGACAAAGUUGGGAAAAUUGAACGUUUCCAUGGAAAUAUAUUAGUUUUAUCUCAUAUAUCACAAAUUAUACCAUUAUUUUUAAUUGAUUUUAAAUAUCUAAAUGGAUUAUGGAGAAAUUAUCCUUGUUUCAAUGAAGAAAAACAAUGCAAGAUAGAUAAAAACAAUGAAAUAAAAAAACCUGUUAUUAUUUCAAGAAAAUAUUUACGAAAAGUAUUAAACUAUAUGAAUGAUGAAGUACGAAAGAACAAUCGAUAUCAAGUGCGAUCGUUUGAAUUCUUUAACUAA